AUGGAUAUCACUCCCUACGAGGCCGCUCGGUCCCGAUCUCGGUCCAGGUCCCGUACCAGAAACUCCACCGCCAAUUCCCGUUCCACGUCAGCCACAAGAAGACCAAGCUUGGGAUCCCGUAAAUCGAUCUCGGGCUCUUCGUUGAACAGUCUUACGUUGACACAGCAGCAUUUUGACAAUGGCGCUGAGAUGACCAUCCCGUCCGUGCUGGUGACGCUAGAUAACACGUUGCCGUUGGAUUUCUUCAAACAGGAGCUUAUCGCUCUUAUUAGAGCACUUAGAAUCAGCAAGUGGCAUAAGAAGUACUUGACGGUGAACAAUGUGGUGGUGACCCGUAUUUCGGGCGCUCUUACCAAUAGCAUCUAUAAAGUGGAGCUUAAGGAUCCGGCUUUCACGGCGCCUUCGUUGUUGUUGCGUGUUUAUGGUAAGAACGUGGACUCUAUUAUUGAUAGAGACUAUGAGCUUAGCAUUUUGGUGAAGCUCUCGCCGAAGAAGAUUGGACCUAAGCUUUUGGGAAUCUUUUCCAAUGGCCGGUUUGAGCAGUUCUUGGAGGGCUUUUUGACAAUGACGAAGCUGCAUGUUAGGAGCCCGGUCAUCUCCCAGAUGAUAGGACGCAGAAUGAAGGAUUUGCAUUACAAGAUUGAAUUAGACGAUAGAGACAGGGCCUCGGAUUUCCCGCAGGCCUGGAUCCAGAUCCAGAAAUGGCUCAAUGUGUUUGAAAAGACGUUCUUGCCAUUGUACAAGCCAGAGGAGAUCGCUGACAUUGUGCUUUUGCCGUGGGAUCAGUUCAAGCAAUUGGUUUUCACGUACAGAGACUGGCUCUUUUCCAAGUACGACCUGUCACGGUUUUCAGAGAAUUAUAGAUUUUGCCAUAACGAUACUCAGUAUGGUAAUUUGCUUUUGAGAGAGACGUUUGAUCCAGAUGAGGUUAUUCAACCUGCGGAUAGUUCUGGAGUGAACACCACCAACAGAAGAGACAAUGAUUUGGCUGUGAUUGACUUUGAGUACUCGGGAGCUAACUUCCCAGCGUACGAUAUUGCCGAUCAUUUUGCCGAAUGGAUGUCUGACUACGCGGAUGAAAAGCAACCUCACGUCAUCCACGAGGAAGCCUUCCCCAAACAAGCCGAGCAAUUGAACUUGAUCAAAUCGUACAUUGAGUACGAUUUCCGUGUGCCUACGUCCAACCUCAGAACCAAGAACAAACCGUCCAUCAACGAAUCGGAUGUUCUGCAAAUGCAAGAGUACGAAAUCAAAAAGCUCUACAAUGAAGUCGUAUUGUGGCGUUCCACCGUGCAAUUCUUCUGGGCCAUCUGGGGUCUUCUCCAGAACGGACCACCUAAAAAGACCGACAUUGGCUUGCUCGGCUUCAACUCUGAAGAAAAAGGUGUCCACAGUACCUUCAAAAUCACCACCGGCAUGGACGCCUUAUCGAUGGAAGACUCAGCCAUUGUGGACGACGACGAGCCCAUCGGAUCCACCGACGACGACUUUGACUACCUCAAGUACUCCCAGCAGAAAGCCGCGUUGAUCGCCGGAGAUAUGAUCUCGUUUGGUCUCUUGAGCAUCAACAAUAUCCGUCCCGAGCACCACAACCUCAUCAAGUUUCUUGACACCCGGACCUUUGACAUCUAA
Molecule: messenger RNA, 1632 nt
Organism: Candidozyma haemuli
Lineage: Eukaryota; Fungi; Ascomycota; Pichiomycetes; Serinales; Metschnikowiaceae
Product: bifunctional choline kinase/ethanolamine kinase
Exons: 1
Coding region: 1-1632 (543 amino acids)
Biological process (GO): phosphatidylcholine biosynthetic process; phosphatidylethanolamine biosynthetic process
Cellular component (GO): cytoplasm
Molecular function (GO): ethanolamine kinase activity; choline kinase activity
Source: RefSeq, a predicted model, not a curated record